This is a messenger RNA of Thermothelomyces thermophilus ATCC 42464, 2572 nucleotides long. RefSeq lists its product as uncharacterized. Gene Ontology annotation, cellular component: cytoplasm; NatA complex. Gene Ontology annotation, molecular function: protein-N-terminal amino-acid acetyltransferase activity; protein binding. The transcript is spliced from 3 exons. Gene Ontology annotation, biological process: N-terminal peptidyl-methionine acetylation. NCBI's taxonomy places the organism in Eukaryota, Fungi, Ascomycota, Sordariomycetes, Sordariales, Chaetomiaceae. The record is from RefSeq and is a predicted model, not a curated record. The coding region runs from base 153 to 2372 and encodes 739 amino acids.
CUCUGCACCGCGCAACGACGGCUACCUUCCGCCAGAUUCUCGUCUGAUCGCCGUCGUGACCCCAGCGCUCCGUCGAGCUCCUGUGUCGAUUGCUUGGUUUCGGCCUCAGGCUCCGUCACCUCCCACGCACAGAACCCCGCAAUUCAGGCCCGAUGCCGCAAACACUGAGCACGAGGGAGGCCAACCUCUUCCGUACGGUCAUCCGUCACUAUGAGGACAAGCAGUACAAGCGCGGCUUGAAGGCCGCCGAGCAGAUUUUGAAGAAGAACCCGAAGCAUGGAGACACGAUGUCGAUGAAGGCCCUCAUCCUCAAUGCUCAGGGCAAGACAGAGGAGGCUUUUGCCCUUGCCAAGGAGGCGCUGACCAUUGAUAUGAAGUCGUACAUUUGCUGGCACGUCUACGGCAUCUUGUACCGCGCGAACAAGAACUUUGACGAGGCCAUCAAGGCCUACAAGUUCGCCCUGAAGCUCGAGCCCGAUUCCCACCAAAUCCAGCGAGACCUGGCCGUGCUUCAGAUCCAGAUGCGCGACUACCCGGGCUACAUCCAGAGCAGGCUCCUCAUGCUCAAGUCGAGACCUCAGCUACGUCAGAAUUGGACGGCCCUUGCCAUCGCGUACCACCUGGAUGGGAACCUCCAGCAGGCCGAGAACAUUCUCACCACCUACGAGAAGUCCGUGACGACUGCUCCUUUGAGGACCGACCUCGAGAACUCGGAGGCGCUCCUGUACAAGAAUUCAAUCAUUGCCGAGAUGGGAGAUUUUGAACGGGCCUUGGAACAUUUGGAGACGGACUGCAAGAACUGCCUGGACCGAUUAGCAGUGAUGGAGCUUCGAGCGCGCUACCUAACACAACUUGGCCGAAAAGAGGAAGCCGCAAAAGCAUACCGGGCUUUGUUGGAUAGGAACGCCGAGCAUCCGGACUACUACAAGGGCCUGGUUGACGCGUUGGGAACAGCGCCUGACGACGAGGUCGCCCGCAAGGCCGUGUAUGACGAGUACGCCGCCAAAAACCCCCGCUGCGACGCUGCGAAGCGCCUUCCAUUGGACUUCCUGUCUGGCGAACGCUUCCGCACAGCUGCCAAGGCGUACUUGACCCUGAUGUUUGACAAGGGAGUCCCCUCGACCUUUGCUAACCUCAAACACUUGUACUCGGACCCCUUCAAGAAGGAUACUUUGCCAGACUUAGCUGAGGAGUACUUGAGGGAGCGGAGUGGCACCACACAUACGGAUGGGCAAACGAACGGCGAUAGCUCAAAGGGCGAAGGUGCAGCCCUGUACUUUUUGGCGCAGCACUACAACUAUCACAUGUCGCGCGAUCUCUCUAGGGCCACCGAGUUUGUCGAGAAAGCUAUUGAGCUGGAUCCCCAAAAUGUCGACUUCCACAUGACCAAGGCCAGGAUAUUCAAGCACCAGGGUGAGAUUGCAAAGGCCGCUGAAGCAAUGGACUAUGCUCGCUCUUUGGACACGAAAGACCGCUACAUCAACUCCAAGGCUGCGAAGUACCAGCUGCGGAACAACGAAAACGAAAAGGCAUUGGCCACUCUCGGCUUGUUCACUCGAGCUGAGACAGUUGGAGGUCCCCUGGCCGAUUUGACAGACAUGCAGUGUAUCUGGUUCCUGACCGAGGACGGCGAGGCGUGGCAGCGGCGGGGCAAUAUUGGCCUCGCCCUCAAGCGCUACCACACCGUCUUUAACAUUUUUGACGUCUGGCAAGAGGACCAAUUCGACUUCCACAGCUUCUCCUUGCGCAAGGGCCAGAUCCGGGCGUACAUUGAGCUGAUUCGUUGGGAAGACCGCCUCCGGGAGCACCCCUUUUACUUUCGGGCAGCGCUGGACGCCGUUAACCUCUACUUGUCGAUGCAUGACAAACCUCAGAAUGGCACUAAUGGUGCGGAUGGUAGCCAUUCGAACGGCGACGAUACUGUUGAGAGGAAAAAGGCGGCCAAGAAAGCCAAGAAGGAGGCUCAGAAGGCCGAACGCGAGGCUGCCGAGAAGGCCGCCAAACAGGACCCAAAUAAGAAGAGCGCGGACGGCGAGGAGGCAAAGAAGAAGGAUGACGAUCCAAACGGGCUGAAGCUAGCCGCCACGACGGAUCCUCUCGGGGAUGCCAUGAAGUUCCUGUGGCACCUGCUCCAGUUUAGCCCUAAAAACAUCGAGGGCCAGAUUGCCGGUUUUGAGGUCUUCAUCCGUAGGGGCAAAUACCUCUUGGCCCUGCGCUGUCUAAAGGCGGCACUUGCGAUCAACAAGGACCACCCGAAGAUUCUGGAGCAAGCGGUGAGGUUGCGAAAGGCCUUGGACGGCGCUAUUGGCUCGCUGGCGCAAAAAGUAAAAGAAGUCAUUGAGUCGGAGCUUGCUGCUGUGCCCGGGGCUUAGGUGUUCUCGUGGCUCGCAUACAAGCUCUAGCCGCGAAUUCAGGCAAUCACGAGCUCUGUAACUUCGUGCAAGUUUGCCGCUGGUUUCUCGAUGCAGAACGACGGGGAUCGGGACAACGGGGUCAUGGCAUCAUGCUGUCUUUAGGGAGUGUAAAACAACAAUAAAAAAGGAGGCAUCGCACAAUCAAGACGGUGGACUCG